Molecule: messenger RNA, 3488 nt
Organism: Bursaphelenchus okinawaensis
Lineage: Eukaryota; Metazoa; Nematoda; Chromadorea; Rhabditida; Aphelenchoididae
Source: the annotation of a GenBank genome assembly
AUGGGGCUCAUUAAAAAGUAUGGUGUUGUUAUUGGUACAACUCAGGAGAAUGGAUCAGAGAAGUCGGCUGUCUAUUGCAAAGAUGCGAAGAAACUACUUGUGAUGGAACUGGAGGGUUUUCAGCAAGGUGCUGUCUUUAGUUUCUCGUACGAUAAUGAUGGUCUCAUCUGUGACCUUCGCGUUAUCGAUGAGAAUGCUAACAUGGAGUACGAAGUAUGUUUCGUUUGAUUUAAAUUUCAUUGUUUAGGUGUAUCUGAAAUUUGUGACAGCUCUUUUUAGGUCAAGCGCUUAAAAAUUGGAACAACAGUAGCAGAAGGAGAUCCAUUUCUGACAGGACAACACGAAAUAUUUGGAACGAUUGGAAUACCGUAUGGACCUCACACUAAGCCUGGGACAUAUGUUGAUGUAGGGAUAUAAAGAUGAAUUUAUUUUUAUUAUCAAUACCUUUGUUUUUUCUGACUUAUGAAUUAAUGUAAAACAUGCUUUAGGUGAAAGUUUCGUAUAAUGAUCUUAUCAGUGACGAGUUCUCGUGGUAUGUCACAAAGGUAUUUGACUAUCGUACAAAGGAGUAUGUUAAUGUAUGUUUUUGUGGUUUUUUAUUUAGAUUUUAUGUAGCGUGAAUACUUUAUUAACAACAUCUAUCACUGUCUCGUAAUGUCAUUUUCAGUCUCUUGGAUGUAGCACACCAAUGUCUAUUUUAUAUGAUGACGUUCUUGAUGAAGAGCUGUCUAUCGAUGUUCACAAUCUAAAUCGGACUAUGGAUUCGUCGUGUUUGAACCAGACAUCUACUGAUUUUGAUGAGGAAUUGGAAAACUCGGUGGACCCUGAUAUUUAUGGCCAGAACAUGAUGGACGUUAAUUUUUUAAUGCGAGAUUUCUAUUUUACAGAGCCAAUUCUACCACAAAGUGAUGACAUAGAGUUUAAGUUGUUGGAGAAAUACAAAAGGCCAGACCUUGAAACUAAGACGUUUAAGGUUUGUUUUUUAAAAGACGAUUUCUGAGACCGUGAAGCAAGGUGUGCACUAGAAAUUUACCCCCUGUUUUUAUUUGCUAAAUCUAUGAGAUAGACGGUUUUAAGGUAUGUGGUAAAGUGAUUUCGGACAAAAUGCUGUUUUAGCACUUUUAUGCCAUUUUUUGUUAACAUACUGUUAAAAUAUACCAAAAAAUCAAUAGUCCGCCAAAUGUUCUGAAAAUUUGUACACUUACGUUUUUGACCAUGCCAAAAAAUAUUGUAAUUGAAAAUUUUUUUCUAUCGGUACCGUAACCUACCGUAAUCCGACCGGUCGAUUAUAAAAGUGCAAAUAUCUAAAAAGUUAACACGGAUCUUCACAGGCAAUUUUUGCAUAUUUAAAAUCUCCAUGAAAUUUGGAUCAGCAUAGGCUAUACACCCGUUUCUAGUCCGGUGGGUUUUGGGGGUUUUUGGUCGAUUCAAAAAUUACGGUAGCAGACCGUGAAGAAAAUAAAAUUUUUUUAAAAAAUCCAAUAAUGCAUCAAACGUUUUGAAAUUGUGGAUAGUUAUGUUUUUGACCAUGCCAAACAAUAUUGCAAUUGAAAAUUUUUUUCUAUCGUUACCGUAACCUACCGUAACCUACCGUAAUUUGACCGGUCGAUUAUAAAAGUGCAAAUACCUAAAAAGUUAACACGGAUCCUCAUAGGCAAUUUUUGUAUAUUUAGAAUCUACAUGAAAUUUGGAUUAUCAUAGGCUAUACCCCCGUUUCUAGUCCGAUGGAUUUUGGGGUUUUUGGUCGACUGAAAAAUUACGGUAACAUACUGCCUAAAAGUUUAAAAUUUUACUAUGGCUUUGCUAAUGCACUGAUAAGCCUAAAAAUUUGCAUACUUACGUGUUUUACCAUGCUGACCAACUUUGUAAUAUAAUUUUCUCCCUGAAUGUACCGUAACCCACCGUAAUCUGACCGGUCGAUUAUAAAAGUGCAAUUUUCUAAAAAUUUAACACGGUUGUCCUUAGUCAAUUUUAGCAUAUUUAGAAUCUAAAUAAAAAGUAGACAUUGAUAGGCUAUAAGCUCAUCUUUAAAACUGCCAAUUUUGAGGAUAAUCGAACGGCCGGAUUACGGUAGGUUGCGUUACUUUUAAAAAACGAUUUUUUAUUACGAAGUUGUUUAGCAUGGUCAAAAACAUAACCAUGCACAGUUUCAAAGCGUUCGAUGCAUUAUUGGAUUUUAAAAAAAAAAUUAUUAUUUGCACGGUCUGCUACCGUAAUUUUUCAGUCGACCAAAAACCCCCAAAACCCAUCGGACUAGAAACGGGGGCAUAGCCUAUGAUAAUCCAAAUUUCAAGUAGAUUCUAAAUAUACAAAAACUGCCUAUGAGGAUCUGUGUUAACUUUUUAGAUAUUUGCACUUUUAUAAUCGACCGGUCGGAUUACGGUAGGUUACAGUAACGAUAGAAAAAAAUUUUCAAUUGCAAUAUUGUUUGGCAUGGUCAAAAACAUAACUAUGCACAAUUUCAAAACGUUUGAUGCAUUAUUGGAUUUUUUGGUAUAUUUUAACAGUAUGUUAACAAAAAAUGGCAUAAAAGUACCGAAACGGCAUUUUUUCCGAAUUCACUUUACCACAUACCUUAAAACCGUCUAUCUCAUAGAUUUAGCAAAUAAAAACAGGUGGUAAAUUUCUAGUGCACAUACCUGUUACAGGAUGCUUCACGGUCUCAGAAAGUCUCUUUUAACUUAUUUUAGAUAACCGUUUAGUUUGUUCAUUUAAGUCAUAAAACUUUUAAAAUUAAAACUUUAAAGGAAUGAUUUUUCAGGACAAAGUCAUUGUGUUAGGCCGUUCUUCAAACUUUUCCAUUGUUUUGUCGUACAGUGCAAAAGAAUUUGGAAUAAUGUUUCCAUCGCACGAUUCCUUCCAUCAAACAAACGUUGGUAAUGUGUGUAAUGCUAAUUACUUCAUGGUACCAGAGGGUUGCCUUUAUGACUUUUACAGUUAUAUUGUUGAGGAAGUCAAGAAGAUUUCAACAUGGAAGAUCGAAUCAGACUUCCGUGCCAACGCUGGUUACGGUACACUAGCAGUUACGGUAUGUUUAUCCUGUUAUAUUGUGGUAAAAAUCGUAUAAAAUCAAGAUGCUUUUUAAAUGUUGAUGCUUUUUGUGAAUUUUGUAAAUAGUUAAUAAAAGGAACAUUUGUAGAUUGGUUUGACAAAAGAAGAUAUUACCAAAAAGGACGGCAAUCUCUACUUCGCCUUCGGCAACCUCAUUGGAGACGACCGGUUUUGGGAUUUUUGUAGUAAGUAUUUUUUUAUUAAAGGUAUCUACUACUUUGAAUACAUUUUUUGUCUUAAAUCUUCUUUUGUAUGUUUCUUGAUAGUUAAUGGCAAAUGAUCUAAGCGUAAAUUAUUAUUAUUUUUGUAACUCUGGAUUUUUAGGUAAAGAAGAAUCGUUUUCCUUCAAAGCAAAACUCUUCCAGUUUAAACCAGAGGAGGAAGGCGAUGAACGGGUCAUUUGGAAUGUGGAUUCUACCUCAAUUUGUCCAAAGUAA